Stegodyphus dumicola is the source of this 1621-nucleotide messenger RNA. RefSeq names its product alpha-1,3-mannosyl-glycoprotein 2-beta-N-acetylglucosaminyltransferase (gene Mgat1). Gene Ontology annotation, cellular component: Golgi apparatus. Lineage: Eukaryota; Metazoa; Arthropoda; Arachnida; Araneae; Eresidae. The record is from RefSeq and is a predicted model, not a curated record. Gene Ontology annotation, molecular function: alpha-1,3-mannosylglycoprotein 2-beta-N-acetylglucosaminyltransferase activity. Gene Ontology annotation, biological process: protein N-linked glycosylation.
AUGGUGUUGUCGGCAUUUGUAAUAAAGGCAACAUUUUCUGUACCUGAUGAGGGAAAAAUAUUGAAGGGUAUUUUUCUGUUCUGGCUACAGCCUCUUCAGUCUAAAAAGCUCACUAUGACUAUGUGGUGCGAAAUAAUGACAACAUUUGUCAUUGAUCCAUUGCACCAUGCACUGGCAAGCGGUGAGAGUAUUCACACUUUGAUAACCUAUAUGUUUAUUUCAAUGUAUUAUUUUCCCACAUGCAGCUUUUGGGAUGACUGGAUUCGUCAGCCAGCCCAGAGAAAGGAACGAGCAUGUAUCCGCCCAGAGCUGUCUCGUACUAAAACAUUUGGCAAAGUUGGUGUGAGCAAUGGCCUUUUUUAUGAAAAGCAUCUUAAAUUCAUCAAACUAAAUGAUAAAGCUGUGCCUUUUACCAAAAUGGAUCUCAAUUAUUUAAAAAAAGACUUCUAUGAUGUUGCAUUUGUGAAACAAAUAUAUGGUGCCCCUUCUGUAACUUUGCAUCAGCUGCAGAGAGGAAGCAUCGAUCACUCUGAACCUGUUCGUAUUACUUAUGAAAAUAAAGACGUUUUUAAGAAAAGUGCUAAAGCUCUUGGCCUUAUGGAUGAUUUUAAGUCUGGUGUCCCUCGAACGGGGUACAGAGGUGUAGUUAGUUUUAUGUACAAAGGCAGAAGAGUGUACCUGGCACCUCCGGCAGAUUGGAAGGGCUAUGAUCCAACUUGGAGCUAGCAGUUUUUAAUGUGUUUAAAGAAAUCUCAUAUCAUACAAAAAUCUUUCAAGAAAAAUGCCUGCAUAAUACAUGUAAAAAUUUAAUAUUGAAAUUUGACAUUUGGAAAGAGUGUUGUAUAAUUUUACAUCAAAACUGAAGAAAACUGUUACAUAGCAAUUAUGGGUUUUUAUAAAAUAUAUUCAUCUUAAACUACCAUAAUCAUAUGAUGCGUAAUUUUUUAUCUGUGAAAGAGCUGUUCAUAUUUAAAGGAAUUAAACUGAAAAGGAGUAGAACUACAUAUCUUCCUAAAUGUUGUGAGAGAAUCUCCAUUUUUUGUUGCUGUAUGUGCAUUUAAUGUCAAAUAAAGGUUUGCAAAUAGUUCCUUUUUAUAUUCUGAUCCAUACAUUAAAUUGAAUAUCUUAUGCAAAUGAUGAUCAAGACCUUUGUUGUUUUAAUUCUAAUUCAGUUACUUGUUUUCACAGUUCCAGUUUAUAAAUUGAAGAUAUAUAAUUACGCUUAUAACACUCAUGCAAAAUGUUUUUAUAUACUGCUAAAACAAAAUCUUAUUCAGAAUUUUAUUUCUCUUUGCUUUGGCAUUGUAUGUUUAUGUGUUGCAAAAUAUUGUCUGUUUAAUAAUUUAUUAUAUUUGGUAACUGUAAGUCAUUUUGUACUGUAUAUGUGUAACAUAAAUAUUUUACAACAAAGUAUAUUAAAAUCUUAAACAAAAGCUUUUGGGGGGGCACUGGAUAAGAGGCAGAAAUUUUUUUUCAUAGGAAUCACUCAAAUGUUUUAUAAUAAUUUAAUAGUAAAAUAUUUUAACAUAUGUUAUAAGUAAUGGAACAAUCAAUCUAUUUGUACCCUUCUGGAUUGUGUUCUAUAUUAAAUACUAAUAACCUUUUUGCUCCCUACCUAUUA